UAGAAUUACAAAUCUCAAGGUGAAUUUGUUGUUUGACACGGUAAAUAUUACCGCGCUUAAAACUAGUCUGCUGGGAUCAAAAUUGUAUUUUACUGAUGGGGACAAACAAUUUGAAUUGUAGUGUGUCGUUUGAAAUACCAAUACGAGACGAGAUCCAGUCUCCUAGGGCGUUACGCCUGCUUUCAUCUCCGAAUUAUGUUCGGAAUGAUUCUGACUUAAAUGAAAGGCUAGAGAAAGCUCGGGAAAGACGAUCUAACGUUCUGGCUGAAACUAUAAAUCGAAAUGAGCAACAUGUCCAUUUAGCUAAGUCUAAAUGUGAACAAGAGAAAGAGAAGCUCGUAAAUCGAUCAAAUGAAUUAAUGGAGAAUCUCACGGAGGAUUUGGCACAGAAGUCGUCUAGGCGGCAACAGAUUAUCGACAAGAUAGUUAAUAGGAACAAGAAAGAAAUUGAGAAAGCAAAACAACUUGCGGAUGCCCGUGCUUCCCCACAAAGUAUCCUGCUUCGUCAGAUCAACGACGAUAUGUCCAAUAAGGAAAACAACAGACGUUCUCACCUACAAAAUAUAGUUCAUCAGUGCCAGCUGGAGCCUUGUCAUUUUUUAAGUGGGUUUAGAAUUCUGGGGAUCUUAAGGUGACACGCAUUAGUAAUUAUUUUCACUGGCGAAACCUACUACAAUACCAACGCAUAUAAAACGGUAUAGUCAAGCCUCAUGAUAGCGUCUUAAUCAGCUUCAACGUUCCUCAGUGACACCGAGUUUGAUUACAGGUGCCACAGCAAACCCAGUUAACUAACAUCAAGCCUAGUAUGUGUAAACUAAUCAUUUACUUCUUAGGCAUAAAUGUCCACCGCACUGUGAAUCCUCACCCAAGUAAUUUUUCGCAACGUAUUGUUCCUUUGAUUUACGACAUGGACCAAAUCUAUUUGUAAAAGGCUAUUCCUAUCCUAUCAUGUAUAUUGCUUUUUACUGGCUGGCCUUCGCUUGAUUUUCACAUUCAGAAAGGUUAUAAGAAACCUCCGAAGUGAGAAAAUGCACACUAUCUACGAGGUAAUACUUAGUUGUCAGUUCAUAGGAUAACUGUUGUUAUUAACGUCGACCCUUCAAAAUAAACCAAGUCAUAUGAUGACGAUUUCGGAGUCCUGAUUAGACUCAUAGCCUCUUCGGGAGAUAACACAAAGGGCAGUGUGUGUGGUUCAGAACGGUUGUUUUACUGUUCCCUACCUUUAAUCUCUAACGAAUUCUGUCCUCCAAAAUACUAUUUAUUAAUCAGACCGAAUGUACUUAUUGUUUGCCAUAAAGAUUCUGCCUUUUCCUAAGUAGCUAAAACCAACGUAACCACUCACUCCACUCUGAUUCGUUUUGUGCUGAUUAGUUACAAAUUGUGGUUGUUUAUUUUUGUUGCUUAAAGCAUUCAAAGCGCACUUAAUAACUGCUUCAUGUGAAAUGCGCACACUUAUUUACAUGUCCUGCGUAUAAACUUGUUCCUAGAGGUAGUACUUAUGAUAUUUUUAACCUUGAGGUACUCGGACUGUUUGUUAUUCUUGUUACAUAUUCCUCUUAAUGACAAUUAAGUUGACUUCUUACUUUCUGCCUUACUAAGCAGAUUUGUUUUUUUCCAGAUAGAGAAAGUCGAGUCUGUGCGACCUCGCCGGUCGAUUAACGACAGCAGCAUGGAAUAAAAUGUUCAAAAAUACCUAUCCGCUCCUUAAUAUUUUAUAUUAAAUAUCACAUCCCACUCUUUUGAAAAGAUGUUCUGUAUACCUUAAACCCCAAUUAAUAAACGUAGAGUGAUAUAAAUGUGAUUUCCUAUACUUUUUUGGCUGGUUAGUACGAAGACAAAGACGAAUUCGAUGUUCCGUGCAAUCCGCCACCAAUGUUCUAACGAAAACAGUGGUUACUGUCAUGUAAUGAUGGUAAUCGUAGUACUUUUUGUAUUCAAUACCUUAUCAUGGAAACCUCAACACAAAAUAUACGAUAUUUGCUAG
Schistosoma haematobium is the source of this 1984-nucleotide messenger RNA. RefSeq lists its product as uncharacterized. The coding region runs from base 96 to 635 and encodes 179 amino acids. Lineage: Eukaryota; Metazoa; Platyhelminthes; Trematoda; Strigeidida; Schistosomatidae. The record is from RefSeq and is a predicted model, not a curated record. The transcript has 4 exons.